CACACCACUGUAAAGACUCUCUUUCGUUCUUUGCAUUCUCAUUCGAUUCGUAAAAAAAAAAUUGUUCAUAGAUUGUAAUCUGUUUCGUUUUGUAAUCUUCCCUUAUCGGCUUUUCGAGUUUUUCUACAUUUUACCAAGGUUGUGAAUCGGACUAAUCGAUCUCGGUUUACCAAUCAAGAUUCUUUCGUGUGUUUACUGAUCGUCAAAUACCAAAAAAAAUUAAACGUCUGAUUCUCUAUACAUUUUCCUUAAUUUUACAAAAUUAUUUUGUUCAUCAAUCAUCAUCAUGUCUCUAAGUAUGGAGCCAAAGUGUGACCACUGUGCAACCGCACAAGCAGUGAUUUAUUGCAAAUCCGAUUUGGCUAAACUAUGCCUAAACUGCGACGUCCAUGUACACUCAGCGAAUCCUCUGUCUCAUAGGCACACACGUUCUUUGAUCUGCCAGAAAUGCUACUCACAGCCAGCCAUAAUUCGCUGUCUUGACGAUAAGGUUUCGUACUGCCAAGGUUGUCACUGGCAUGCAAGCAACUGCUCGGUGUUAGGACAUAGACUUCAGAGCUUGAACCCUUUCUCUGGUUGUCCUUCUCCGACAGAUUUUGUCAGAAUGUGGUCUUCCAUUCUUGAACCUUCUGUGUCUGGUUUGGUUAGUCCUUUCGUUGGUUCUUUUCCCUUGAAUGGCCCCAACAAUGACGUGUUCGGAAUGGCGAAAUUCAACGAAUUAGAUGGUUUGAUCGCUUCCUCUUAUUCCAUGGUGCCACACAACAUCAGUUACACUCAGAAUCUCAGUGAUCAAUCAUCUUUCUUUUGCAUGGAAUCUAAGGGAUGUCCUGAUUUGUUUCUUGAACUUGAAGAAGAUCUAUGCGAAGAGCUAAAUCUGGAUAAUGCGCCGUUAAACUUUGACGUUGGAGAUGAUAUCAUCGGAUGCUCAUCAGAAGAACACAUAGAACCAGACCAUACGGUACCAAAUUGCCUAUUGAUCGACAAGGAUAACACAACCGUUACCGCGCGCGCCUCAAACUUUACUAUUAUAGACAAGGCUUUAGAGACAGCAUCACCUGGACAACAAGAUUACACGAGCUAUCAGUCAGGUCCGUUUCAGAUGAACAUCAACACUACUGGACUUGCUCUUCCUCCAUCACCUGUCUUGUUCGGACAAAUCCAUCCGACCAUGUCACUUACCAUCUCCAACGUCACAGGUGAAACCAGCGCAGCGGAUUACCAGGAUUGUGGGAUGACUCCAGGGUUUAUAAUGAGUGAAGCGCCAUGGGAAUCAAAUCUUGAACAUCGUUGUCCACAAGCAAGGGACCAGGCUAAGUUGAGAUACAAGGAGAAGAGAUUAAAGCGCACUUUUGGGAAACAGAUUCGAUAUGCAUCUCGCAAAGCUAGAGCUGACACGAGAAAAAGAGUGAAAGGAAGAUUUGUGAAAGCUGGCGACAAUUAUGACUAUGACCCAUCAUCUCCCGUCUAAUAACCAAUGACUACUAUACAAAAAUAGAAAUUGUCUUUUAUGAAUCGAAGAAAUCAACAUGUUGAGGCAUGGGAACGUUGGAGAAGAAACAGAACGAAGAUGGUGGAAGCCAAAAUGGUUAAAAUAUCGUAAAUAACAAAUCUCCUCUGUUUUUGAAUCUUUUACCCGUUUAUGGGAUUUUUGUUUUCCUUUAAUAAUAGGAAAAAUCCUAAUUCACAUUUUCCAAAUAAGUUCCCCAGAUUACUUUUUCAUGAAUAAAGUAGCAGUGAUUACAACCUGCUUCAUUCUUUUGUCUGUAUAAAGGCUGUAUACAUAGCACGCGCUUAACGUGCUUCAAGGCUAUUAAGGAAACUAGUUCUUUAGGCUGAAGGCUGAAGAAGCCAUAACACCAAUUUCCUAAAAUUACUUGAUUAGUGAGUUAAUUAGCUG
Messenger RNA from Camelina sativa (false flax), 1897 nucleotides. Its product is annotated as zinc finger protein CONSTANS-LIKE 12-like. The record is from RefSeq and is a predicted model, not a curated record. NCBI's taxonomy places the organism in Eukaryota, Viridiplantae, Streptophyta, Magnoliopsida, Brassicales, Brassicaceae. Gene Ontology annotation, molecular function: zinc ion binding; protein binding.